Messenger RNA from Austrofundulus limnaeus, 944 nucleotides. It is a transcript of the gene jazf1b, whose product is annotated as JAZF zinc finger 1b. NCBI's taxonomy places the organism in Eukaryota, Metazoa, Chordata, Actinopteri, Cyprinodontiformes, Rivulidae. The transcript is spliced from 5 exons. The coding region runs from base 15 to 749 and encodes 244 amino acids. The record is from RefSeq and is a predicted model, not a curated record. Gene Ontology annotation, cellular component: nucleus.
CAGCGGCGACCAUCAUGACAGGGGUCGCGGCCGUGUCCUUCUUCUCCAACGCGUGUAGGUUUGCCGGCUGCGGGCUUCACUUCGACUCCCUGUCGGAGCUCAUCGUGCACAUCGAGGAUAACCACAUCGAUUCAGACCCUUGUCUUCUGGAGAAGCAGGAGCAGCAGCAGCCGACGUAUGUUGCCCUCAGUUAUAUCAACAGGUUUUGGACAGAUGAAGCAAGACGAGAACACGAGGCCGUGGUGAAGAAAAAGGUGCAGCCCAAGCUGUCUCUGUCUCUGACCGGAAAUCUUUCCCGCAGCCAUGUUUCCACUCCACCUCGCCACGCCAGUGGAAACCUCACCCCACCGGUCACCCCGCCCAUCACCCCCUGCUCCUCCUUCCGCAGCAGCACGCCUACAGGUAGUGACUGUGAUGAAGAAGAUGUGGAGUUUGAAGCGUCUGACAGCGACGAGUCGUGGACCACAGAGAGCGCCAUCAGCUCUGAGUCUAUCCUGAGCUCCAUGAGCAUGAACGGAGGAGACGAGAAGCCUUUUGCUUGUCCUGUUCCAGGCUGUAAAAAGAGAUACAAGAACGUGAACGGAAUCAAGUAUCACGCCAAGAACGGCCACCGAACCCAGAUUAGAGUGCGCAAACCUUUUAAGUGCCGGUGUGGGAAGAGCUACAAAACGUCUCAGGGUCUCCGCCACCACGCCAUCAACUUCCACCCGCCUGUCUCCGCAGACGUYCUUCGAAAGCUGCAGCAGUGAGAGGCUGAGUGGAAGUCUCUCAGGUCGUAUCGGCACCCACCUGAACGUGACCGUCACCAGCAGGAUCUCCUGACCUUUACCCCUCACCUGUCAGCGUUUGACUUUUAUUUCACCCUUAUUYCAGUUUGCAACAACACUAGGGUUUGAUUGCACGACUUAUUGUUUGUCUUUCAUUUGUAUUCAAGUUCUUUCAUA